CAGAGGAAUCAGCAUGGUGGAGUUUGCACCUUUGUUUGUGCCCCUGGAAUGCAGGCUGCACACCUUCGCGGUCUUUCAGUUGAUCUUCUCUUACUUGGCCCUACACUUGGUCUGCAGCAUAGUAUUCAUUGGCCUACUGUUGACAAGAUUCUGGAUGAUCAGUAAUCUGUACAUCAUCUGGUGGUACCUGGAUCGAGACAUGCCAUGGCAAGGGGGCAGGCAGAGUGCUUUCAUAAGGCACUGGACCAUAUGGAAGUACACGAAGGACUAUUUCCCCAUCUCGCUGGUGAAACCCGCUGAGCUGGACCCCUCCCGGAACUACCUCGCUGGCUUCCACCCUCAUGGGGUCCUCGCCACUGGAGCUUUUACCAACAUGUGCAUGAAGGCCACGGGUUUCUCCUCAGUUUCUAAAGGCAUCCGCUCACAUCUGAUGAUGUUGCACUGGAGUUUCUGGGUCCCUGUCUUCAGGGAUUGCAUCAUGUCAGUGGGGCUGGUCUCAUCAGACAUGGAGAGUGCUGAUCACAUUCUGAGCAGGAAAGGAGGUGGCAACCUGCUGUCCAUCAUUGUUGGGGGUGUCCAGGAGGCACUGAAUGCCAGGCCUGGAACCUUCAAGCUGGUGCUGCGGAACCGCAAGGGCUUCAUCAGGCUUGCCGUGAUGCACAGGGAAGCUCUGGUGCCGAUCUUCUCCUUUGGGGAGAAUGACAUAUAUGACCAGGUUGAGAACUCUUGGGGUUCCUGGUUUCGGUGGUUCCAGGACCAACUUCACAAGAGCACUAGAGGCUCCAUCCCUCUCUUCUAUGGCCAUGGAGUCUUCCAGUACAGCUCUGGUCUUAUGCCCUAUCACCGACCCAUCACCACUGUGGUGGGGAAGCCCAUGGAGGUGCAGAAGACACCACAUCCCUCCCAGGUGGGGGUAGGUUUCACCAGCGCUACAUGA
Molecule: messenger RNA, 937 nt
Organism: Odocoileus virginianus texanus
Lineage: Eukaryota; Metazoa; Chordata; Mammalia; Artiodactyla; Cervidae
Source: RefSeq, a predicted model, not a curated record